AUGACUGCCCUGCUUCCCAACGUCAGCAUCCCCGGGACCACCGCAGCCCUGCUGGUGACCACCGACUGCCCCCUGAACCUGACCCCAGCAGCUCAGGCGGGCCUCGGGUUGGGCCACGCUCCGCUCUGCACACUCUGCUGCUGCGGGUUCCUCAACCGCACCUUGGCUGUGGUGUUCAUGGUCAGCUUGGCCUUCGCCAUCGUGGUGGGAAACGUAAUCACACUCACCGUAUUCGUUCAAACGCGGCAGUCUCGAACACCACAGGGAUACUUGAAAGUUUCUUUGGCUAUUGCGGACAUGAUGGUCGGCGUCCUCGUGGUUCCGUUCUCCGUCUACACCGAAGUCUCUCUGAUGGUGACCAGCGCCCCUCCGACCUGGUACCAGGGCAGCUCCAAUGCUCCGGCCCACUCCUCCCCCCUCGGCGACCCGGUGAGCCCUUGGCAGCCGUGCAUGCUCAUCGGACCCGUGUUCGCCGGAUGCACGUUCGUUUCCAUCAGCACCAUCUUCCUGAUGACCCUGGAGCGAAGCGUGGCCAUCCUGCGCCCGCUGCACAAGGACGCUCUGGUGACACGGAGGCGAACUCUCUUCCUCAUCCUGCUGUCCUGGGCGGCCAGCUUCCUGUUGGCCCUCGCACCGCUCAUCUUCAGCGGCAACUUCACCUUGGAGUACAAUGAGUGCAGUCGAAUGUGUAAUUACACUCCGCUGCUGUUCGGGAGCCAGCUGCCUCCCGAUGCCCACAUCCUGCUGCUGUUCCCAGCGUUCGACUUCACGCUGCUUGGCGGCACCUUAGCAGUGAACAUCGUGUCCUUCACAAGCAUCCGGCGGUAUUCGCGAAAGCGUAAACUGCUGUCGGAGGGGAGCCUGAGCGACGGAGGCGGCGCAGCAGGAGGGGGAGGAUGCCCUCACAGGCCCUCCUUUUCAGAUAUCAAAGCUGCCAAGACUAUUGGCAUAUUAACGUUCGCCUUCACCGCCUCCUUCUCUCCCAUCGCAGUGUUUGUGCUGGGAAACGUGGUGGGAUACACCUGGUGUAACUUUUCCUUCUUUGCCUUCUGGAUUCUGACAGGGAACAGUUGCUGUAAUGUGAUUAUCUACAGUGUGCGAGACCACCGCUUCAGAAAGGGCGUGACGUUGCUCUUUCAGCGAGAACAGUCGCCACCGAACGGUGAGAAAACCUGA
Messenger RNA from Salarias fasciatus (jewelled blenny), 1176 nucleotides. RefSeq names its product trace amine-associated receptor 13c. The record is from RefSeq and is a predicted model, not a curated record. The transcript is spliced from 2 exons. Gene Ontology annotation, cellular component: dendrite; synapse; plasma membrane. Gene Ontology annotation, molecular function: G protein-coupled adenosine receptor activity. Gene Ontology annotation, biological process: G protein-coupled receptor signaling pathway. Bases 1 to 1176 code for a protein of 391 amino acids. NCBI's taxonomy places the organism in Eukaryota, Metazoa, Chordata, Actinopteri, Blenniiformes, Blenniidae.